UCACUCCGUCUAUCCGCGAUCAGGCCACCCGUCUAACCGACACUCACAUGUGACAGUCUCCACGUGGCGUAGAUCUAACAAACAAAAGGAUUGAAGACUUCUAUGUUAGAUACACGUGUUUUCAAGUAUUCGAGUUUGAAUUAUCCCACGCACAAAAUGCUUCCCCAUAAAAAAAAAAUUGAAGAAAUAAGAAAACUCGAAUCUCGGCUUACUAUAAAAAGCUGUUUUCGCGACAGACGAACAAGCCCCUAUUAAGAAACCCCUUGUAUUUUGCACAAAGAUCUUUUCACAAUUACGGCAUAACAGUAUCGAAUUAUUUUGAAAUUUUUCCAUUUUCGAAUCUGGCAACCUGCCCUCUAUCGGAAAAUUUAAAAAAUACGAGAUGACGUCACUAGAGUUGAUUGCCACGUUUGGACGAAACAUCUGGUAGAUGCUCGUGUGUACAGUACAUGUGACAUAUUGAACAGGAAGCAUGUCAACGUUAGAAGAAUGUCAGCGUCGAAUUAAACAAUUGGAAGAAGAGUUAGAUGCCGAAAGACAGAAAAGCAUGACGAAAGGAAGGAAUAGAAUCUCUGAAAUGAGUUCAGAAGUUGUUGAUUCUAACCCUUAUAGUCGACUUAUGGCAUUAAAGAGAAUGGGAAUUGUUGAUAAUUAUGAGAAAAUUCGUGAAUUUUCUGUAGCCGUUGUUGGAGUGGGAGGAGUUGGUAGCGUCACUGCAGAAAUGUUAACAAGAUGUGGAAUUGGAAAGUUGUUGUUGUUUGAUUAUGACAAAGUAGAACUUGCUAAUAUGAAUAGACUUUUCUUCCAACCACAUCAAGCUGGGUUAAAUAAGGUUGAAGCAGCUGCAAAAACAUUGAGUUUUAUUAAUCCUGAUGUGGAAUUUGAAACUUAUAAUUAUAACAUCACAACUAUUGAUAAUUUCACAGAUUUUAUGGAAAGGAUCAGCCAUGGAUCAAUAGAUAAAAAGAAUCCAGUAAAUUUAGUUUUGAGUUGUGUAGAUAAUUUUGAAGCUAGAAUGGCAAUAAAUACCGCAUGUAAUGAACUUGAUCAAGUAUGGAUAGAAUCAGGUGUUAGUGAAAAUGCAGUUUCUGGACACAUCCAAGUUAUAAUUCCUGGUGAAACAGCUUGCUUUGCAUGUGCUCCACCAUUGGUUGUUGCAUCAAAUAUUGAUGAAAAAACAUUAAAAAGAGAAGGUGUGUGCGCAGCAAGUUUACCAACAACAAUGGGAAUUAUUGCAGGUUUUCUUGUUCAAACAACACUCAAAUAUUUACUUGGAUUUGGUAAUGUAACAUAUUAUGUAGGUUACAAUGCUUUACAAGACUUCUUUCCUACAAUGGCUAUGAAACCAAAUCCUAACUGUGAAGACAGUUAUUGUAGAAAAAAACAGGAAAUAUUUAAAGAAAAGUUGGCCCUUAAACCAAAAGAAAUUGUUAAAGAAGAAAUAGAUGAUACAAUUGUUCAUGAAGAUAAUGAAUGGGGAAUCUGUGUAGUAUCUGAAACAUCUCCAAAUGAGGAAAAUGAAGAAGCUGAAUCUGUUGCGGGAUUAGCAGGAGGGCUUAAGUAUGCUUAUACUAAACCAGCUUCAAACUCAACAGCAGGACCAGUGGUUGGCGAUACCGACGAAUCUCUCGAUGAUUUAAUGGCAAAAAUGAAGGCUCUUUAACAAUUAUUAUUUUUAUUCAUUCAUACAAUUUAAAUAUUAUUUUAAUACUUAUUUCAAGAUGUGUACAAUAGUUAUUGAUGGGGUUUAUAAUUCUUCUUAUUUUCGGUAUAAGAUCUUGUAAAUAAUAUAUGAAAUUAAAUAUGUUUUGUUGAAACUUGUUUUUCAAAUAUAAUAUCAAAUGCGAAACGUUUUACAAAUGACAUCUGUUUUUACAGACCAAUUUGUUACAUUGUAAAAUAGUUUUGCCCGGCUACUAUGGGGAUAAUUAAUUGUCUACCAACAGUUGACAACUCAAAUUUGAAGUAGAAUUUUAAAAUAUGAAUUUUGAAAAAAAAUAUCAGUCAUAUACAACAACAUGGAAACUCUGACAAACUUAUUUUGCCAAAAAUUAUUUUCCAACUGAACUUUCUCUUCUGAUUAAAACAGACUUUGGUCAUUUGUGUUUUACUGUUCAGUUUAAGAUGAACAUUACUGUUUAUGGAAAAGUUUUACUCACAAAUUUAAA
This is a messenger RNA of Centruroides sculpturatus (bark scorpion), 2168 nucleotides long. RefSeq names its product ubiquitin-like modifier-activating enzyme 5 (gene Uba5). Gene Ontology annotation, molecular function: UFM1 activating enzyme activity. The transcript has 12 exons. The record is from RefSeq and is a predicted model, not a curated record. Gene Ontology annotation, cellular component: cytosol; cytoplasm. Bases 473 to 1663 code for a protein of 396 amino acids. Gene Ontology annotation, biological process: protein ufmylation. Lineage: Eukaryota; Metazoa; Arthropoda; Arachnida; Scorpiones; Buthidae.